Molecule: messenger RNA, 1680 nt
Organism: Rhizoctonia solani
Lineage: Eukaryota; Fungi; Basidiomycota; Agaricomycetes; Cantharellales; Ceratobasidiaceae
Product: Transposon Tf2-12 polyprotein
Exons: 2
Coding region: 1-1680 (559 amino acids)
Source: RefSeq, a predicted model, not a curated record
AUGUCAUGGUUAAAAAAACACAAUCCCCAAAUUUUGUGGGAAAAACAUACACUUGUUUUUAAUUCCUUGUAUUGUUCCAACAACUGUCUAGCCACACCUGCUGUUUUAGAACUCAAAGCAGUGGAAGAAAUUCCUGCCCCUUAUCAAGAAUUUGCUAGAGUAUUUUCAGAGGAAGAAUUGUCAAAACUACCACCCCACCGUCCUUACAACAUUGCCAUUGAGUUACUUCUGGAUGCGCAACCAAGACAUGGCCCCAUAUAUAGUUUAGGUCCAAGGGAAGAUGCAGAACUUAAAGAAACCAUUGAGAAACAGCUCAAAGCUGGUCUAAUCCGCCCGUCUAGAUCCCCUAUGGCCUCUCCCAUAUUAUUUGUCAAAAAGAAAAAUGGGAAACUACGCAUGUGUGUGGAUUACCGGCGUCUGAACAGUAUGACCAAGAAAAACGUCUAUCCCCUGCCCUUGCCACAGAAUCUCAUUGAGAAAUUACAAGGUGCCAAGAUCUUUAGCAAAUUUGAUCUUAAGGCAGGAUACAACCUAGUCCGAAUCAAAGAAGGCGAUGAAUGGAAAACCGCUUUCAAAACAAAAUACGGACUAUUUGAAUAUUUGGUCAUGCCCUUUGGACUAACAAAUGCACCGGCAGCCUUUCAAGACAUGAUGAAUGAGAUAUUCAGGGACCUUCUGGAUGUCUACGUUAUCAAUAUUUGGACAAUAUUCUAUAAUUGGAAAUGGGAACAGGCGGAACAACAAUCCUUUGAUGGCUUGAAGAAAUGUCUUACAUCAGCACCUCUACUUUUACAGCCCAACACUACAAAACAAUUCUACGUAGAAUGCGACGCAUCCAAUUACGCAACAGGAGCCAUAUUAUCCCAGCGCAACCCUGAAGGAAAAUUGGCCCCUGUAGCAUAUCUAUCAAAAUCCCUGUCACCUGCGGAAAAGAACUAUGAUAUUUUUGACAAAGAGCUGUUAGCAGUCAUUAGGGCAUUCAAGGAAUGGCGUCAUCUAUUAGAGGGGUCGGAAUUACCAGUCCAGGUUCUCACGGAUCAUAAGAACCUGGAGCACUUCUCCACAUCACAAUCCUUGAAUAAACAACAAAUUCAAUGGGCCAACUUCCUGGUUGAUUAUAACUUCCAAAUUAUCUACAGACCUGGAGCGCAAAACAAGAAGGCGGAUAUUCUCUCAAGGCAAUAUGAUUUAGUACCCCUUGAAGGGGGGGUAGAGAACCAAGUUCUCCUGAAACCAGAACUUUUCAUUGCGUCAAUCACUCCAGAUCAGGAAAUUAAUGACCUGAUUGGUGAAGCAAUCUACAAGGAUGAACACCUUAAGGAAAUCUUGUACAAACUCCAGAGCAAGGAUAAAGUAGUCAACUGGGAGUUAAAAGAGGGAUUACUAUGGUAUCAAGGAAAAAUCUUUGUACCCAGAGAUGAUACUAUUAGGAACCUCAUCUUGGAGUCUAGACAUGACGCAUUACUUGCAGGACACCCAGGACAAACCAGGACACUAGAACUUAUUUCCAGGAGUUAUUACUGGCCAUUGCUGAAAAAGUUUGUCAAUUCUUAUGUCAGCCACUGCAAAACCUGUAUCAGGUCCAAGCCAACAAAUCAAGUACCUGUAGGACUGCUAAAGCCAUUGCAAAUUCCUGAAUGUCCCUGGGAAGAUAUAGCCUAUGUCGUACACCAACUGUAA